AUGAAGACCCUUGCCGUGUUUUGUGUUACCGUCCUUCUGUACUCGGCAGUGACUGGUGAGGAGGAAGCCAAAUCUUCUGAAAGUCAGGAGCUUCAAGCUGAAGCCACAGGAUAUGGUGGGGGAUAUAGUGGUGGCUCAGGAGGACUUGGAGGUGGUGUAGGAGGACUUGGGGGUGGCAUAGGAGGACUUGGCGGUGGCGUAGGAGGACUUGGCGGUGGCGUAGGCGGACUUGGAGGUGGCGUAGGAGGACUUGGAGGUGGAGUAGGAGGACUUGGAGGUGGCAUAGGAGGACUUGGAGGUGGCAUAGGAGGACUUGGAGGUGGCAUAGGAGGACUUGGAGGGGGUUUUCGAGGUUUUGGAAGCUUGACGGUCCUUGCUAUUCCCAUCUCUCUUGUGCCAGUAGGCGGAGGAGGUGGUGGAGUAUUUAGAGGUGGAGCUGGGGGUGGUGUAUAUGGUACUGGAAGAUUGGGAGGAGGUGUUGGAGGAGGAAUUAGAGGAAGAGGUAUAGGGGGACGUUACAGAAAAGGAGGAAUUUGGUGGGACUAA
Messenger RNA from Limulus polyphemus (Atlantic horseshoe crab), 546 nucleotides. RefSeq names its product glycine-rich protein 23-like. The coding region runs from base 1 to 546 and encodes 181 amino acids. The transcript is spliced from 2 exons. NCBI's taxonomy places the organism in Eukaryota, Metazoa, Arthropoda, Merostomata, Xiphosura, Limulidae. The record is from RefSeq and is a predicted model, not a curated record.